This is a messenger RNA of Adineta steineri, 2568 nucleotides long. The record is from the annotation of a GenBank genome assembly. NCBI's taxonomy places the organism in Eukaryota, Metazoa, Rotifera, Eurotatoria, Adinetida, Adinetidae.
AUGUUUCGACUCUGUGAAACACUUACCGAAUUAUAUCUUCAUGACAGUCAAAUCGAAGAUGUUACAGCACAGCGUAUAGCAGAUGCGUUACGAAAUAAUGAAACACUUACCGAAUUAUAUCUCUGCAGCAAUCAAAUCGGAGAUGUUGGAGCACAGCAUUUAGCCGAUGCUUUACAAAAUAAUACGACACUGACCACAUUGAACCUCUGGUGCAAUCGAAUCGAAGAUGUUGGAACACAGUACCUAGCAAAUGCAUUACGAAAUAAUAAGACACUUAUCAAAUUAAGUCUCUUCGCCAAUCGAAUUCAAGUUGCUGGUGUACAGUAUUUAACAGAUGCAAUACAACAUAACACGACACUUACUACAUUAAAUCUUAGAUGGAAUCAUAUGGGAGAUGUCGGAGCACAGCAUCUAGCAGAUGCAUUACGAAAUAAUACAGUAACUAUCACUGUUUACAUCAGUAUUUCAUAUAUCUACAUGCACUUUCUAAUGCAGACACUUAUCGCAUUAGAUCUCGAAAGCAACCUGAUCGGAGCUGCUGGAGCACAGUAUCUAGCAGAUGGGUUACAAAAUAACACGACACUUACUACAUUGAGUCUUAACCAGAAUCUAAUCGAAGAUAUUGGAGCACAGUAUCUAGCAGAUGCAUUACGAAAUAAUAUGACACUUAUCAAAUUAAGUCUCUACAACACUCGAAUUGGAUCUGUAGGUGUACAGUAUCUAAUGGAUGCAUUGCAAAAUAAUACGACACUUACCACAUUGAAUCUUGGUAGCAAUCAAAUCGGAGCUAUUGGAGCAAAGCAUCUAGCAGAUAGAUUACGAGAUACUACGACACUGACUACAUUAAAUCUCUCAUGCAAUAAAAUCGGAGUUGUUGGAGCACAGUAUCUGGCACAUGGAUUACGAAUUAAUAAGGCAACUAUCACUAUCUUCAUUAGGAUUUCAUAUAUCUACAUGCCCUUUCUCAUUCAGACACUUACCGCAUUAAAUCUCGAGAGCAAUGCAAUUGGACCUAUUGGAGCACAGCACCUAACACAUGGGUUACGGCAUCAUACGACACUUACCGAAUUAGAUCUCGGAAAUAAUAAAAUCAAAGAUGCUGGAGCACAGCAUAUAGCAGAUGCAUUACGAAAUAACAUGACACUGACCGCAUUAAAUCUCAAGAGCAAUCAAAUAGGAGAUGUUGGAGCCCAGCAUAUAGCAGAUGCAUUACGAAAUAAUCAGACACUGGCCACGUUAGAUCUCCAGAGCAAUCACAUCGGAGCUAUUGGAGUACAAUAUUUAGCAGAUGGAUUACGAAUUAAUAUGGUAACUAUUACUGUUCCCAUCGGUAUUUUAUACAUCUACAUCUACUUUCUCAUGCAGACACUUACCACAUUAAAUAUCGGCGCCAAUUCCAUCGAAGAUGUCGGAGCACAAUAUCUAGCAGAUGUGCUACGAGAUAAUAAAACACUUACAGAAUUAGAUCUCAACCAGAAUCAAAUCGGAGAUGUUGGUGCUCAGUGUUUAGCAGAUGCAUUAAAAAAUAAUACGACACUUUCCGAAUUAGAUCUUGAAAACAAUGAAAUCGAAGAUGUCGGAGCACAGUAUAUAGUAGACGGGUUACAGAAUAAUAUGAUUGUCUUUGAAAUCGAAAUGGGAAACUCGCAGUGCAUGAAGAGUCGUGUAAAUCCAUCCGUUACCGAAAUAACGUCGAAGCCAACUGCAUCCAGCUAUCACAAACCAGAAUCGGGACCACUCAGUUCGACGCCUAACGCCAUUGCUCAUCCUCCAAAAUAUCGCAACCCUACACUUGAAGAAUGCAUUGCUACCGAACAAAAUGAAUCGUUGUCCUUGAGACAACGAAACUUAACUGAUCAAGACUUCGAAAUUGUGGCUUAUUACGCAAUACAAAAUAAUAAGAGAUUCACUCAACUGUAUCUCGGACAAAAUCAACCCGGUGACAAAGGAACACAACAUAUUGCUAAUGCUCUUCGAAAUAAUACGACAAUCACUAUACUAUAUCUCGAUCAAAAUCAAACUAAAAUAGGCGACAAAGGAGCACAAUACCUUGCUGAUGGUCUUCGACAUAAUACGGCACUCCAAAUGUUGAGUCUCUAUGACAACCAAAUCGGCGAUAAAGGGGCACAAUAUCUUGCUGAUGCUCUUCGAAGUAACGCGACACUUAAAGAACUGUAUCUCUCUCAAAAUAAAGUCAAUAACAAAGGAGCACAACAUCUCGCUGAUGCUCUUCGAAGUAACACGACACUCACUCUUAUGUCUCUUGGACAAAAUCAAAUCGGUGAAAAAGGAGCACAAUAUCUCAGUGAUGCUCUUCGAAGUAACACGGCACUCACUAUACUGUAUCUUGAUCAAAACCAAAUCGGCAACGACGGGGCACAGUCUCUUGCUGAUGCUCUUCGAAAUAAUAAGACACUCCGAGAGCUGCAUCUCUCUGGAAACAAAAUCAGCGCUAAAGGAGCACAACACUUAGCUGAUGCUGUUCGAAAUAAUAUGGUAACAAAUACUAUUCUCUUUUUUCUAGUGGCGGACUCAGAAUUUCCGAGUACGCUGGGUCUCAUACUAUGA